Messenger RNA from Euleptes europaea (tarantolino), 2592 nucleotides. It is a transcript of the gene NPAS1, whose product is annotated as neuronal PAS domain protein 1. NCBI's taxonomy places the organism in Eukaryota, Metazoa, Chordata, Lepidosauria, Squamata, Sphaerodactylidae. Gene Ontology annotation, biological process: regulation of transcription by RNA polymerase II. Bases 58 to 2592 code for a protein of 844 amino acids. Gene Ontology annotation, molecular function: DNA-binding transcription factor activity, RNA polymerase II-specific; RNA polymerase II transcription regulatory region sequence-specific DNA binding; protein dimerization activity. The record is from RefSeq and is a predicted model, not a curated record. The transcript has 11 exons.
UGAUCCACCACCCCUUUGAGGCGGGCAGGCCCAGAAUCAGAUGCUUCCAGAGCCAAGAUGGCGGCUCUCUACGGCAGCGAAGUGAAGUGCGUCAGUGUGGAAUGGGACUUUUUGCAAGGGCUGCUGGUGAAGAAUCAGCCUGUGCCCUGCCUCCAGGCCCUGCGUAAGGAGAAAUCCCGCAACGCGGCCCGCUCUCGCCGGGGCAAGGAGAAUUUCGAGUUCUACGAGCUGGCCAAGAUGUUGCCUUUGCCCGGCGCCAUCACCAGCCAGCUGGACAAAGCCUCCAUCGUCCGCCUCACCAUCAGUUACCUCAAGAUGAGGGACUUCACCAGCCACGGAGACCCGCCCUGGAGCCCGAGGGCGGAAGGACCCUCCCUGGCAGCCAAAACUCCUGGCAGGAGGAACAUGAGUGCGCUGCUGACAGAACUCUUCGAACAGCACCUGGGCGGUCACAUCCUGCAGUCCCUGGAUGGGUUCGUGUUUGCGUUGAACCAAGAGGGAAAAUUCCUUUACAUCUCUGAGACGGUGUCUAUUUACCUCGGGCUCUCGCAGGUGGAGCUUACUGGGAGCAGCAUCUUUGAUUACGUCCAUCCAGGGGACCACCCGGAAGUUGCUGAACAGCUGGGGCUGAAGCCCCCCUCAGGCCCCUCUCCACAGAGUCGCCCCAAAGCUUCCCUGUUGGCUGCUGCUGGGCUACGAGAGGCCUCUGAAUCGGAUCCCGCUGGUCCCCCUGCAGCAGAGGCUGAUGCCUUGGAGCGCUCCUUCUUCAUCCGCCUAAAAUCCACCCUGACCAAGAGGGGGCUUCACGUGAAGACUUCCGGCUACAAGGUGAUUCACGUGACGGGCCGCCUGCGCCCCCGCCUGCCCUCCUUCUCCCACACCCACACAGUGCUGGGCCGGGUGAUGGGCAUGGUGGCCCUGGCUCACACCCUCCCACCUUCCACACUCAGCGAGAUUCGCAUCGAGUGCCACAUGUUUGUCUUCCGGGUCAACAUGGACUUGCAGAUUGUGUACUGCGAGAGCAGGAUCAGCGAUUACAUGGACUUGUGCCCCUCGGAGCUGGUCGGCAAAAGCUGCUACCGAUUCAUUCAUGGCGAGGACGUGGAGGGCAUCCGGCAAAGCCACUUGGACCUGUUAAACAAAGGCCAGGUGGUGACCCGCUAUUACCGCUGGCUGCAGAAGACCGGGGGCUUCGUGUGGGUCCAGUCCUGUGCCACCAUCUCAGUCAACGUCAAGAACCCGAGUGAGAAGAACAUGGUCUGGGUGAACUACAUCCUGAGCAAGCCCGAGUACAAGAACACUGCCCUGGACAUCUCCCAGCUCCCUGGGAUUCCUGUGCGGCAAACGGAGACGGCAGACGCAGGGCAAGAUUUCAAAGAGAGCGGCCUUGCCCCAAAGAUCAGCCAAGGGAAGCGUUACUCUCCCAACAAAGCGAGCUCCCUGGCUGAGGCCUAUUCCAGGAGCGCAGUAGAGGCCGGUACCCAUUGCCGCAUGACCGAGACCGAUUCCAGCGACCCCGAGACCAACUACAGGGAUGAGGAGGCCUCGGAUGAAGCGGGCGGGAGCGACCUGGAAGGGCCUCCAGGCAAGCGAAUAAAGCUGGAGCUCCAAGCGGACAGCCCGCCCCGGGAAGCCAAGGAUGCCUCGCUCGCCAGCUCCGAGGAGUCUGACAGUAGCAGUGAGGCUGAGCUGAGCUUCCUCCCUCGGCAGAAGGUGCCGCUGGCGAAGAAAGUGAACGGCUGCAAGGCUGGGGGGAGAAGCGGCACGGGGGUCCUCCCGUGCACGUCCGAGUUCGCCUCCGUCAUCCAGACCCAAAAGAGCUCCACUCCAAAAGGCAACGCAGCACUCGGUAUUAAGUCCGAGCAGGACCCUGGCACCAAAGGGCCCGCUUGGACCUGCCCCGCCACCCACAAGGGCGGCCCUUACACUGUGAAUAAAGCACUUACUUUAGAGAAGCCCGUUUUGAGGCCGGCCUCUUCCCAUUUGUACGUCUCCAUCCCAGACUCUGUGCUCACCCCGCCCGAGAUGGAUGGCAGCGCAGGAAAAGGGCCUUUUGGCACCUCUCCCCGGGCUGGCCCUACGGCGUCCUCCUCGGCGGACACGCUCUCGCCCCCGCUCUCUGGAUCCCCCUGUGAGGAGAGGGCCGCAUCAACGCCAUUCACCCCGCUGGUCUAUCCGGCCGAGAUGGAGGUGCUGCAGAGGUUCCACACGGGCAACAUGGUGCUGCCGCUGGUACACCAGCUCGGCAGCCCGCACGCCAACACAACGGGCUCCCAGGGCCUCUACACCACCAGCACCAUCCGGUACGCCCCGGCCGAGGUGACUCUAGCCAUGCAGAGUAACAUGCUGCCCCCUUCCCACCCCAUCAACCUCAUGGACAUUGGCAGCGCGGAGGCCAAGACUUCCCGAGAACUCAUGUAUCACCACCUGCAACGGCUGAACAUGGUUGCACCAUUCGGGAACUCUGCCGGUUUCGCUCAGCUUUCCGGGGGAGCGUUUGCGGCUACAGACUCCUUGUUUUCCACCCUGCCCUUUUCUGUGGCCAGCGGUGGGGUUCAUGGCACGCCAGCUUUGGAACGCAAGGAGGACUGA